Aegilops tauschii subsp. strangulata is the source of this 495-nucleotide messenger RNA. The record is from RefSeq and is a predicted model, not a curated record. NCBI's taxonomy places the organism in Eukaryota, Viridiplantae, Streptophyta, Magnoliopsida, Poales, Poaceae.
AUGUUCUUUUUCCAUCUUGAAUUAAUUAUCACUCAAACGGAGGUCCUGGUGUCCCUCUCCGGCACGCACACCUUUGGCGUCGCCCACUGUCCGGCCUUCGAGAACCCGACCAUCGACCGCAUGUUCACCACGAUGCUGCGGAACAAGUGCGACAAGGACACCCCUCGCGGCACCCUCAAGCAGAACCUCGACGUGCGGCCGCCGGACGUCUUCGACAACAAGUACUGCUUCGACCUGAUCACGAGGCAGGGGCUGUUCAAGUCGGACCAGGGCCUCUUCGACCACCCCACCACCAAGCGCAUGGCCACCCGCUUCUCACUCAACCAGGAUGCCUUCUUCGAGCAGUUUGCCAAGUCCAUGGCCAAGAUGGUCAACAUGGACCUGCUCACAGGCGACAAGGGCGAGAUCCGGGCCAGAUGCACCGUCCGCGGCACUCCCCCACGCAUUGAGGCUGGCGCCGCCGGCGAUGGCGAGGGGAUCGCCGCCGACAUGUAA